Molecule: messenger RNA, 165 nt
Organism: Gaeumannomyces tritici R3-111a-1
Lineage: Eukaryota; Fungi; Ascomycota; Sordariomycetes; Magnaporthales; Magnaporthaceae
Exons: 3
Coding region: 1-165 (54 amino acids)
Cellular component (GO): mitochondrial inner membrane
Source: RefSeq, a predicted model, not a curated record
AUGGCUGGCCCUCAGCAAUUGCCCAAGGGCGCUUUGUACCGGGCUCCCCCGGUCUACCGAUUUGUCGGCACGGCGCUGGGCGCAAGCAUGUGGUUCUUCCUCAUGUACAGGGCAAAGAAGGACGGCCCCGUGCUCCUGGGCUGGAAGCAUCCGUGGGACCACUGA